UAAAUUGCUAAACCAGCAAGAACGCAUGCGCAGUGGCAAAAGCGACACAAACAGGCAGCGGGACGAGAGAAAAUAAGAAGAAAAUGAGCGUCCACCACCGGCGCCCAGAGGCUGAACUGUGAACGCGGAGAGCGCCACAUGGAGGCGGUGCUGAAAAACUUGUCGAGCACUGCGGAGCUGCUGGCCGUGGCGUCACAGAGCGGCGCAGUGGCGCAGUGGGAUAAACAAACUCUGUCCAGAGCUUUUCACUGGGCCCGGUACUGCGAACACAUCUCUUCCAGAUUUCACAAUAACUCCGCGAUAAAGGGGAUUAUGGAGAAGCAGCUGCAAUUUACAAAUCAAAGUUUGCGAGCUGCCUUCCCUGGAUACACGGACAUCUCUUUCUCGGACCUCUCCUGCUGUCAGCACCUGUUGCUUGUUGGGCUGUUGAAAAAUCCUGAGCUGCCAAUCUCCAUCAUGAAGAUACUCUUUGACACUACGAGUCCUGUAAACAAUCAACAGAGUGACUAUCAGGAUGUUACCGGUUUCUGUAGCCACAUCAUUCAAUGCAAAUCUGCUCGUAAAGUCCUGAGUCCUCUCACAGACUUGUCAGCUGUUGGUGCUGAUGUUGAGGUGCAGGGGGCGAUGCUGAUGGAGAGGUUGGCCGCCCUGCUGAGUCAAGAAAGUGAAGCCUGCCGGACAGAGCACUUUUUAGACUCUGUCCUCCAGGGAGGUGAAGGAGCAGCAGGACAUUUCUGCCUGGUCAUCGCUGCUGCUCUGCUGACAACCAAAAUCUCUGCUGCACAAACUGCUUCACAGGGUUUUCUCUUGGACUGGCUGCAGAAAAAACACAGUGUGCUGCAGCUCAUGUGUUCUGCACUGCCUACCACACUCCUUAUAGACCUUGCCAAAGGACACCUGCAAUUUAGAGCUGCAUACUGCGAUGUGCUGAAAAAGUGGGCCUCUGAUAUGGAGUACAGCAUGAGUGAGGGUGAAUGGGUUCAACCUAGCACAAACCGAACAGUGUCCUUCAAGAGACUGACUGAGCACUUUCUGGCCUUGUUUGAGUCCUGUCCCUCUCUGAGGGAGGAUGUAGAGAAUGACCUAAAUGCUUUGAACAUUUCUGAUGGGGACUUUGAUGUCAAAGGUCUGAGUGUGUGGGGAGACCUCCUGUCAGCAUUAAAUAAGUGACUGUCAGUCUUAGAGCUGCAAGAGAUGCCAAAAUGUUGCCAAAUGUAUUUCUCUGUUCGUAUCUUGACACAAUGUUUGACUAGGGCUGGGUAUUAAACCUCAAUACUGUUUGAUACCAAACACAAUGUGUCUGUAUGCAGAUUUGCACAGAUUCAGAAACUAAAAAAAUUAUACAAAUGUGAUUUGAUGACAACAUUCAUCAAGCCUUAAUGUAUUACACUAGCCUUGUUUCUUUCACAGUAUAAAUACUUUUGUAAAAAUAUAUCCAUGCAGAUUGUAAAAAAUGGAAUGACUAGAUUAUUGUUUAGCUCAAUACAUUUGGAUAUUUGUUAAAAAUGCACAGUUUACAAGGUUUGGACAGAUGGUAGCAUCACAUGCUGUCUUGUAUUCAGUAGCAGCACGUGAUCUUACUGAAUUAAAUUGAAGGUAAUUGUCAGGCAGUGAAUAGUUUACACUAUAAAUUGGUCUCUGGAGAUUCAAGGCUUCAUUUAGCAUCAUAAAUCCCACCUUACUACCAAAUUAUAUUAUAGAUGUGCUGUUUUAAAAUCAUUGCGUAGCUGCUGAUUUAUUAUGUCCUUUGCAAAAAGCAUUGUGUAAUCCAAUUUACCCUUUUCUAACUGUACACACACCUAAAAUGAUUUUCACUUUUCACACACACACUGUCAAUAUUGCACUUUGCCACAAAGCUCCCUCUGAAUCUAAAAUAUUUGAUUGGCCUAAUGCCAGUCAUGUGACUCGACUGCCAAUUCACACAUCUCAGACCUCGCCCGUGUGUCAGAGCACCUCUGCGGCGAGGGAUCAGUUAGUCAGAUCAGGCGUCGUCAAUCAAACCCUCCACAAUAGCUGGUGUGUGACAUAACUCCGGCAGACAGCGGAUUAGAGAGGCGGCCACCGUGGGGGGGGGGGGGAACACCAACACGACCACGGCUCGUUUAACACGCUGUGAAAGCAAUUCACGUUGAGACAGACACAGGUCACUGAGUAAGGGGCUGCAUGUACACAACCAAUUUAUUUCCAACCAAUAAAGAACAUAUGCAUCUAGCUGGAUGGAAACCAACAAUGACUGAAGAGAUCUCACAUCCUCCAAGGUUAUAAAUACAUGAUAUUUCAGUUCAUUUAGAUUUUCAUCUGGCAUUCAAGAAUGUGUGAGAAAAUCAAUGAAAUAAUGUAAGGACACAUUUCUGUUACCAAGCAGCACAUUAUCGUUUCAUAUUUCUUUCCUUUUUGGAUUUUGUGUUUCACACUCUUCUUCACAGCCUUACACAUAACUGGCAGAGUGAGUGAGCAGCCGUGGUGAUGAUUCAGAUGUGUUAGUCUCACUCCAAAUGGGAAGCAUGUAUGCUUGUAUCUAGCUCUUAUACUAAAUGAAAACAGGUUUUACCCGCUAUUUAUAGUAUAAAUAUCCGUGUCUGACAACUCAUAAUAAAAAAGGAAAGCCCAUUAU
This is a messenger RNA of Cottoperca gobio, 2614 nucleotides long. RefSeq names its product FA complementation group F (gene fancf). The transcript has 2 exons. The record is from RefSeq and is a predicted model, not a curated record. Gene Ontology annotation, cellular component: Fanconi anaemia nuclear complex. Bases 139 to 1170 code for a protein of 343 amino acids. Gene Ontology annotation, biological process: interstrand cross-link repair. Lineage: Eukaryota; Metazoa; Chordata; Actinopteri; Perciformes; Bovichtidae.